Messenger RNA from Cryptococcus wingfieldii CBS 7118, 741 nucleotides. RefSeq lists its product as hypothetical. The record is from RefSeq and is a predicted model, not a curated record. Lineage: Eukaryota; Fungi; Basidiomycota; Tremellomycetes; Tremellales; Cryptococcaceae. Gene Ontology annotation, cellular component: nucleus. Gene Ontology annotation, biological process: transcription by RNA polymerase II. Gene Ontology annotation, molecular function: transcription coactivator activity. The transcript is spliced from 7 exons. The coding region runs from base 1 to 741 and encodes 246 amino acids.
AUGGCUCCCAAGGGCGGUAACGCAAAGAAGGAAGGCGGCCGGGCCAAGAAGGCUGAGAACGAGGAAAAGAAGCAAGCGGCUGCUAGUAAGGCCAAAGAGGCCAAGGAGGCCGACGAAUGGAAGUCUGGUGCCAAGGGUAGCUCGAAGGCUGAUGCUGCUGCUGCCAAGGCUGCUGAAGCAGCUCGAAAGAAGGCCGAGAAAGACGCCCUCAUCGCCGCGGAAGAAGCCUCUCUUCCCAACAAGGGCAAGGCCGCCCCCAAAGCUGGCGCCAAGAAGAAGAACAAUGACAAGCUUACACCGACUGGUCUCGGCGUGGCCGGCUACGCUAUCAACGACCCAUUAGGGUUGAGGAAGCCGAAGGGCGUGGAAGAGGAGGAGACGAAGGAGCUGAGUGCGAAGGGCCUGGAUGAGAUGUUGGACGCCAUGGAGAUUGUCAACCAAAAGACGGAUAAGGCUGCUGUCGGUGCCAAGGCCGAAAUCAUGAUUGACGCCCAUCCCGAAAGGAGAUUCAAGGCUGCAUUCGAGGCCUACCUUGAACGUGAAAUGCCCAUCCUCAAGGAUGAGCACAAGGGGUUGCGCCAGAAUCAGAUGCGCGACAUCCUCUACAAGCAGUUCCAAAAGUCUCCGGACAACCCUUUCAACCAAGCCAAGAUUGCAUACAAUGCUACUAGGGAGGAGAAGGUGGAAGCCUACAAGGGUAUGAUGGAAUCGCGUGAGGCCAAAUUGUCGAGGUUUGACUAG